AUGCUUUGGCCGCACAGAGAAAGGGCGGCUCGAAGCAGAACAGUUCUGAUUCAACACCUGGUAUUUUCCCUCACUGCGGGACGUGGCUGGCCAUGUGGGGGGGGGGCCUAUUAUCCAUGGCUGCGGCGCCACCUCCAGCAGAAGGACUCGGGAACGACAGAGAGAGCGAGAGAGGACACACAAAAAGACGCCGAAGCCGCUGGUCGGCUCGCGCCCUUGGGGCGACCUGGGACGUCCAGGUGCUCCCGGCAGUUCACGACCCGCGAGGCCUUCCAGGACGUGGCCAUCGCGUUCGACGAGGGCGUCGCGGCCCUGUCCACCGCGCACUUCGCGACCGUGGUGGGAUGCGCAGCCGAGACCGAUGGCCGCCGAGCUCGGCACGAGGUGCAGGGCGCUCCCGGCCGAGGCGGGCCCACGCGUGCCGUAUGA
Prorocentrum cordatum is the source of this 429-nucleotide messenger RNA. The record is from the annotation of a GenBank genome assembly. Lineage: Eukaryota; Dinophyceae; Prorocentrales; Prorocentraceae.